AUGCUGCGGUGGGGUCCUCCCUUGCGUGACAACCCAGCGUGCACCAGCGGACGUCGUCUGCUGAGAGAGUGUGAUGAAGUUAUCAUAAACGCAGAAGGUGGCGUUAAGUUUUUGAUAUUUCAUGUUGAACUUCGUCAGCAGAAGAAGUUGGGGAGAGGAGUGUCAGAUUGUCUUGCUUUUGAAAGUGCUAAAAGAAUUAGAUUACUGAAUUCAUCAUCAAAAGAUAAUAUGACUGCUUUCUAUGGAAUAAAUCAGUUUUCUCACCUGUUUCCUGAAGAGUUCAAAGCUAUUUACUUAAGAAGCAUACCUCACAAACUUCCCAGAUACAUAAAAGUGCCAAACGGAGAGGAGAAACCUUUGCCGAAGAAGUUUGACUGGAGGGACAAGAAAGUCAUUACAGAAGUGAGAAAUCAGCAAACAUGUGGAGGCUGCUGGGCUUUCAGCGUUGUGGGUAGUAUAGAGUCUGCCUAUGCAAUUAAAGGAAAUAACCUGGAAGAACUCAGUGUACAGCAGAUUAUUGACUGUUCAUACAAUAAUUAUGGCUGCAGCGGGGGAUCCACUGUUAGUGCUUUGAGCUGGCUGAACCAGACAAAAGUAAAACUCGUGAGAGAUUCAGAAUACACUUUUAAAGCUCAGACAGGACUAUGCCAUUAUUUUGGACACUCAGAUUUUGGAGUAUCAAUAACAGGAUUUGCUGCAUAUGACUUCAGUGGUCAGGAAGAAGAAAUGAUGAGGAUGCUUGUUAACUGGGGCCCUUUGGCAGUAACAGUAGAUGCAGUUAGCUGGCAGGAUUAUCUUGGUGGGAUCAUACAGUAUCACUGCUCCAGUGGAAGAGCAAAUCAUGCUGUUCUCAUCACUGGUUUUGACAGAACAGGUAAUAUCCCGUACUGGAUUGUACAGAACUCUUGGGGGCCUACAUGGGGAAUAGAUGGCUAUGUUCGUGUUAAGAUAGGCGGCAAUGUCUGUGGUAUAGCAGAUACAGUUUCAUUAGUAUUUGUUUGA
Molecule: messenger RNA, 1002 nt
Organism: Balearica regulorum gibbericeps (East African grey crowned-crane)
Lineage: Eukaryota; Metazoa; Chordata; Aves; Gruiformes; Gruidae
Source: RefSeq, a predicted model, not a curated record